GGGUGUGUCGCGAUUUUGCCUUCUCACAUCGCGAUACAGGUUCGUGGACCUGCGUAUCGCGAUUUCGGUUUCAUAUCGCAUAUCGUUACAGCCCUAAAACACACUAUUGUUAAUGUAGAUUAAACAAACAGGCCAAUACCCAUCAAACACAGAACGUUCCUUUUAGCGUUUAACCUUUCCACAAUGCUGAGGUUGCAUGGAUGUUUUUGUAAUUACCUAAAAAGAACCUACAGCAUACAGAACGUUCUCUAAUGGUUAUUUUUAGGUUUUAUUUUUAUAACCAUAAACAUAACCUUUCCAGAACAUUCUGGGAUCCAAAUAUUGUUGAUAAAGUAGCCUAAAUGAGAUUUAUUUAGGUUAAUCUUUUUUUUUUUUUUUAUUUAACUGAAAAAAAUGUUUUAUAGGCAAUACUGUAUGUAGCCUAUUGUUUAUUUGCACUGAACAUCAUGUUGAUCAAUGAUGUCUCAGGACUUACAUCAGCAAAUAAGUGAGAAUGGAAACAGAAAGUGACUACGUUUUCAGAAACGAAACACUUUGAGGCGGGGCUUGAGUUGAUGCUUUAUAAAUAUUCAUCCCUCACACAUUAUGGUGUGACUUACUACAAGACUUAUUGAAGAAAGUAAUUCAGUGAAAGCCGUAGCAGCCUAUUUGCACAACCCAGCUCGGCAAUGGAACUGAAAAUAAAACUAAUGAAUGGAGAUGUGAGGUCGCUGGAGGUGAGAGAUAAUGCCACAGUUGGUGAACUCAAGCAGCUCAUUUCUCAUCACUUCAAUGUGCCUCCUAACAAACAGAAGCUUUCUAGCGAAAACGGUCACCGUAUCAGUCUUGAUGAUGUUUCCAAAAGCCUCAGCAGUUGCGGUUUGAACUCGGGCUCAGUGGUGAUGCUGCUCAUCACAAACCCCGUACCUUCGAACCCUGUACCUUUCCAAGUGUUCGUCGUUAACGAGAAGGGUCAGACCAAAACCUAUGAUGUUGAUGUCAAUGAGACCGUAGAUCAGCUCCAGACUAAGAUCGUCCAGAAAGAGAGAGUCCCCAAGGAUCAGCAGUGUCUGACUUGCAACCGCAAACAACUAGAGGCUGGCAAGAAGUUGCAAGACUACGGCAUCACAUCUGGAAACACCAUUUUCAUGACUCUUCGUCUCCGAGGUGGUUAAUGGAGUUGAUCAGCAUGACCAGGAUUCAUUAAUGAUCCAACUAUUUAUUAAUGACUAAACAUGCCAAAAUAUAAUAGUCCUACUGAAAGACACUUUUUAGUCGCUCUCUAAGAUGAUCUCUAAAUGUAUCUAUAGGUCUAACAUGUCUGGGGGGUAUUCCAGAAAACAAGGUUAACUUACCGUCACAUAUACCCUGAACUCUCGGUUGAUUAACCCAAACCUUGCUUACUCGAGCUAUGCUGGUUCCAAAAACGCGUCCGGGAGUAAGUUCAGCCUCAGCCAACCCAGAGUUUGUUCCUGGUUAACACACAAGACAUUCUCAACACAGAAUUAUGCUUCACAAUGGAAACAAAUGCUAAGAAAGCGCGUCAUUCUACUUCCUUAUUCUUUUGUUUAAUGCCGAUUUACAUAACCUACUUAGUGCAGUGCGCAUCGCCACCUAUUUGGUGGUUGUGCAAUCAUUUUUUCAAUGUUUUCAUUUAACCUCUUCAACCUUUACAACAUAUACUAUAAUAUUUAUGACUUUCAGCAGUGUUUUAUGUAAUUUCAAAGGGUUUUCUCGAAAAUGACACUGCUGACACUAAAUGAUUACAGCACAGCUAAUUAUUGCUAAUUA
Messenger RNA from Megalobrama amblycephala (Wuchang bream), 1770 nucleotides. RefSeq names its product polyubiquitin-like. NCBI's taxonomy places the organism in Eukaryota, Metazoa, Chordata, Actinopteri, Cypriniformes, Xenocyprididae. Gene Ontology annotation, molecular function: ubiquitin protein ligase binding; protein tag activity. The record is from RefSeq and is a predicted model, not a curated record. Bases 669 to 1154 code for a protein of 161 amino acids. Gene Ontology annotation, biological process: protein ubiquitination; modification-dependent protein catabolic process. Gene Ontology annotation, cellular component: nucleus; cytoplasm. The transcript is spliced from 2 exons.